AAUUUGACAGCGAACAUUGUUGUUUUCGUUUCGUGCGUGAGCUACACACGAUUCGUUCAGCGGUCGCAGGUAUUCUGAUGAAAGCACGAUGACCAUCCCAUCACUAACGUCCCAGCGAUUGAUUCUACGACUAUAUCGAGACCUACGUCGGUACGCUUCUCAAUUGCAGUUCACCGACCAGGAGUACUUUCUGCAGCGGGUUCGACGUGAAUUCGAGCUGAACCGAAACGUGCGCGACCAGAAGGAGAUUGAAUUCUGUUAUAAGCGAGGCAGAGCGUUACUCGACCAGGCACGAGUGAUCUAGAUCGCUAAACUAUGUUCAAUUUGAUGAGGACAUCUGCUCAACUCCGAGCCAUCCAAAGACCUUUCCUGCGAUUCAAAACCACGAUCGACACCUCCAAGGUACCUACCUUGCGCGACGAAGACCUAGAAGAGACAUUUGUCCGUGGCAGCGGUCCCGGUGGACAAUCGGUUGCCAAAACCAACAACAAAGUGGUCCUCACGCACAAACCGACCGGCUUAGUGAUCCAGUGUCACAGUUCAAGGUCGUUGUUCAAAAACCGGGAGGAAGCUCGCCGGCUGCUGAUUGCCAAAUUGGACGAACUGGAGAACGGCGAUCAAUCGAUGGAGGCUCAGCAGAGGAGGAUCGAACAGAAGAAACAUUCGGAAGCUACUCGGCGUCAAGUCAAGCGUCAAGAGAUGAAGAAAGCGUGGAAGGAAAGGGAGUUCGGACAGCAAGAUUGAACAUCAUCUGUUGUAGAUAGAUAUUAAAUAGAUUUUGAUUAGUUAAAA
Molecule: messenger RNA, 792 nt
Organism: Aedes albopictus (Asian tiger mosquito)
Lineage: Eukaryota; Metazoa; Arthropoda; Insecta; Diptera; Culicidae
Product: mitochondrial ribosome and complex I assembly factor AltMIEF1
Exons: 3
Coding region: 89-304 (71 amino acids)
Source: RefSeq, a predicted model, not a curated record